Histoplasma capsulatum G186AR is the source of this 1069-nucleotide messenger RNA. RefSeq names its product 2-deoxy-D-gluconate 3-dehydrogenase. Gene Ontology annotation, molecular function: oxidoreductase activity, acting on the CH-OH group of donors, NAD or NADP as acceptor. The transcript has 4 exons. NCBI's taxonomy places the organism in Eukaryota, Fungi, Ascomycota, Eurotiomycetes, Onygenales, Ajellomycetaceae. The coding region runs from base 1 to 780 and encodes 259 amino acids. The record is from RefSeq and is a predicted model, not a curated record.
AUGUUCUCUUCCAAGACUAGCAUGGGCUCUUGGAAGAUUAGAGAUGAGAAAAACACCAGCACUCGUGAUGAGAUAAUUAGUCAGACAGGAAGAACGGCAACAAUCCAUGUUGCCGACCUUGCCAACCAGGAGUCUGUGAAGAGAAUAAUUCCCACGAUCGCCAGGGCAGGUAGAGGGAUGGAUAUUCUGUUGAACUGUGCUGGGGUGCAGAGACGGCAUCCGAGUGAGAGCUUUCCUGAUGACGAUUGGGAUGAGCCUACCAUCGCACGAUUCCCGCAUCGGACGUUACAAAAUACCCUGCCAUCGUCUACUACUGUCACGUCUUUUUCUGUUCUCCAAGUUAACUUAACGUCUGUUUUUACGUUAUGUCGAGAAUUUGGUGCGUAUCUUCUGUCUCGUGAUGCUGCCAGUUUCCAGUCUGGGCGGAGAGGGACCAUCAUCAAUGUGGCAUCCCUUCUCUCGUUCCAAGGUGGCAUCACGGUACCAGCAUACGCAGCAUCAAAGGGUGGGGUAGCCCAGCUAACCAAGGCCCUGUCGAACGAAUGGAUGUCCAAGGGCAUUUCAGUCAACGCCAUUGCACCUGGAUAUAUCAAUACGGAUAUGAACACUGAAUUGAUGGAUAAUCCAGAGAGGAACAGUGCCAUCCUUGCUCGGAUUCCUGCGGGAAGGUGGGGCAUUCCUGAUGAUUUCAAGGGUGUGGUGGUGUUUUUGGCCAGCGAAGCCAGCAGUUACGUAUCUGGGGAAAUCAUCUGUGUCGAUGGGGGGUGGAUGGGACGAUAGGGACUGUCGCGGCAUCAUUUUUGAGCUAGGGAGGAAAAGUGAUAGCCCUUUGCCAGACAGCGAACAGUUCAUCUCUGGUGGUUUUAAGUUCGUUGCAUCAGAAGAAGUCGACACUGUUGAAAUUUUCGCAAGCGGGGUUCAACUAAAAUGACGAUAAGAAUUGGGGGCCGACGCUAUCAUCUCUCCGGUCCGGCGGAACUUUUCAAGUCUCAUUGCUGCGCAAAGAUAAAAAUAAAAUAAAAUAAAAAUAAAUAAAUAAAAAAUAAAUACAAAACUAUGUCUAGGCCUC